CGACAUUUGAUCAUGUGACGGAACAGUCGCGUGACACGUGAUUCCUCCCCGACAAACCGAUUGUUCCGGCAGUAGAAAUCCAACACGAUGAGGCUGGUCAUCCUGGACGAGUAUGACCUGGCCAGUGAGUGGGCAGCUAAAUACAUCCGCAACAAAAUCAUCCAGUUCAGGCCUUCAGCAGACAGAUACUUCACUCUCGGUUUACCUACAGGGAGCACUCCUUAUGGCUGUUACCAGAAGUUAAUAGAAUACUACAGAAGUGGAGAUAUUUCAUUCAAAUAUGUGAAAACCUUCAACAUGGAUGAAUAUGUUGGUCUACCACGUGCUCAUCCAGAGAGCUACCACUCCUACAUGUGGAACAACUUCUUCAAGCACAUCGACAUCGAUCCAGCCAACGCUCACAUCCUGGACGGAAACGCCGACGACCUGGAGACAGAGUGUCAGGCCUUCGAGCAGAAGAUCUCCGAGGCCGGAGGGAUCGAGUUGUUCGUAGGAGGAAUCGGUCCUGAUGGUCACAUUGCGUUCAACGAACCGGGCUCCAGCCUCGUCUCCAGGACCAGAGUGAAAACCCUGGCUAAGGACACCAUCGUGGCCAACGCUCGUUUCUUUGGUAACGACCUCUCUAAGGUUCCCACCAUGGCUCUCACUGUGGGUGUAGGAACCGUCAUGGACGCCAAGGAGGUGAUGAUUCUGAUCACGGGAGCACACAAAGCCUUCGCUCUGUAUAAAGCCAUAGAGGAGGGAGUGAACCACAUGUGGACGGUGUCGGCCUUCCAGCAACACCCACGCACCAUCUUUGUCUGUGACGAGGACGCUACGCUGGAGCUCCGAGUCAAAACUGUCAAAUACUUCAAAGGUUUAAUGCACGUUCAUAACAAGCUGGUGGACCCAGUGCUGAGCAUGAAGGACCAGUGACACAACAUCACCAAGGAAGAGAACUGAAGAUGUCCAGAUGGUCAGAGGUUCCUGGAUCCAUCAGGACUGGACGGCAUUAUUACUCUGCUACUGUUCUGUACCUGAGGAACAGCUGAGCCGGUGACUGGGUGACUCUCUUCCUGCCUGUGGAUUAUAUAUUAACCUCAGACAGUCACAGAUCCUUAAUGAGAGGAAAUGAUCAGGUCUUUAGUGGAGCUUCUUCCUCUGAGCUUCUUUGUCUAUCAGUUUGGAUUUAAAGGGACGUGGGUCCUCUUCAUCUCUGUUUGGUGUCAGAAGUUUGAGGCUUGAUUUUAAACACACAGCCUUCAUUCUGAAUCUCUCUGCUCUCUGUGAAUGAAUCAGUGCAGUAUAUACUUUAACUUUCCUUAAUGUUAACUUUGUUUUUGUUUUUUUUUCAUAAAUGAUUCAGUCCCAGUUACUGACUGUCCAGAGAAACUAUGGUACACAGAUGAACAUCAUCACAGGUGACCUCUGUCUCUGGUCAGACUUUCUUUCGUAUGAUUUUUUUUGUGUUUAUCAUACUCCCAGAGGGAGUGUGAACUGUGAGCAACUCCUCCAUUGACAGUCACAUGUUAAAUCACAUGUUGAACCACCACUGAGUUUUACUUGAAGUUUCAAACAGUGUAGAAUUUGACUAUGUUGGAGACAGUAACCUCUGUUUCUACUUGAAGAUGGUCUCUGGUCUCAGUUGUGAAUAUCCCUCUAGAUCUUCCUCUGGUGCAUGACUUUUGACCUUUUCCAAGUUGAUGCUGUGAGUGGUUUUUGCGUAGAGCUGAUAUGUUGUAAUCCAUUCUCUUGAAGACAGUGAGAUGUGAUUGAAAGCUCUGAAAAAGCAAGUUAUUGAACAUUAAGUUUAGAUUAGUGAUUUGUUUGCAAGCAUCCGCUCUACAGUGGGAUUCAAUGAUAACUGCUGCUUUUUCUGCAUGUCGGGUGUUCAGCUCCUGUUCAUGAUGAAUGAUCAUGAUGAAACAGACCUUGAUGUUAUUUACCCCAAGGUUUCUUUGAAAUGCAAAAGCACCUGAUUCAUGGUGCAUCUCCUCACCACUUCACUCGUGCAGGUUCCUUGUGCAGGCUGUGAAAUAUUUACAGAGUGAUAAUGUGAUUGACUUACAUCUUUUGUUUGGGUAUAACAUUCCUUCCUUGGUUGUCUUUCUUUCUUCAGUCACUCCUCCUGAAUAUCAGAUGGUCAUGGUUCUGACUUCUACUCAGUGCUUUUGCAAAUAAACUGUAGUUUUUAACUCUUUAUUUUCUAUUGACAAUAAAAACUUUGCUACGAA
Messenger RNA from Seriola dumerili (greater amberjack), 2213 nucleotides. It is a transcript of the gene gnpda2, whose product is annotated as glucosamine-6-phosphate deaminase 2. NCBI's taxonomy places the organism in Eukaryota, Metazoa, Chordata, Actinopteri, Carangiformes, Carangidae. Gene Ontology annotation, molecular function: glucosamine-6-phosphate deaminase activity; identical protein binding. The transcript is spliced from 7 exons. Gene Ontology annotation, cellular component: cytoplasm. The record is from RefSeq and is a predicted model, not a curated record. Gene Ontology annotation, biological process: N-acetylglucosamine catabolic process; carbohydrate metabolic process; N-acetylneuraminate catabolic process. Bases 88 to 915 code for a protein of 275 amino acids.